GUAAACAAAAAUCCGAAUUGUUUGGAUUUCAUCAUCUCUGGACCUUCAACAGCAUACAAGUCUCUUUCAAGGUCCGUGACAACAAUCUAAGGUCUACUUCUCUGCUCGAGUCGGAACUGGGCGCACAAAAAAUUGCCAGAUCAGGCUGUUUGUUUGCACGUCUCUUGAAGCCACGAUGACCUCCUUCAUUACUACAGUUAAUCAGCGGACGAGAAAUCAGUUCAGACCCCGCAAUGCCACGAAGGGUACCUCGAGUUACCAGCUACGACAAUAUGCAGAGGCUACACUCGGUGGAGGCAGUCUGCGCAAGAUUGUAAAGCUGCCAGAAGGCGAGGACGAGAAUGAAUGGUUGGCAGUCAACAUGGUGGACUUCUACAAUCAUAUCAAUCUCCUUUACGGCUCAAUUACAGAAUUCUGUUCCCCUCAAUCAUGCCCUGAGAUGAAAGCAACCGACGAGUUUGAGUAUCUCUGGCAAGAUUCUGAAAACUACAAAAGACCUACCAAGAUGCCAGCACCAACAUAUAUUGAGCAUCUGAUGGGCUGGGUUCAGAGCAAUAUUGACAAUGAAGCUGUGUUCCCCAGUCGUAUUGGUGUCCCAUUCCCGAAAUCCUUCCCAAGUAUGAUCCGUCAAGUAUUCAAGAGGAUGUAUCGUGUGUAUGCUCACAUAUACUGCCAUCACUAUCCUGUCAUCCGUGAGCUUGGUCUGGAGGCUCAUCUGAACACUAGCUUCAAGCACUACGUCCUUUUCAUUGACGAACACAGCCUCGCUAGCGGCAAGGACUUCUGGGGACCUCUUGGCGACUUGGUGGACAGUAUGCUCAGAAGCGAUUGAAGUAUCUUAUGGCUGGAUGAAAUUACAAUGAGCAUGGGCAUGGCGUCUGGUGUUGGUUGAUUGCAGGAGUCUUUGAGGAGCGGAAUCUAAUGCCCUAGAGGAUGGUUCAUGGUGGAAGGCAACUCGCGAAGGGCGUACUCGGAAUAGCACGAAAUUAAAGCGGUAGCUGAAGCUGAAGCUUCAUCACGAACUUUAUGAGAGAGUGAGUGUUAUGGUUACCAUACCUUAAACAUUUGAGCCAAUAGUGAUAAACUAAGACCUC
Messenger RNA from Mollisia scopiformis, 1094 nucleotides. RefSeq names its product Mob1/phocein. Bases 176 to 832 code for a protein of 218 amino acids. Gene Ontology annotation, cellular component: cytoplasm; nucleus. Gene Ontology annotation, biological process: cell division; signal transduction; positive regulation of protein phosphorylation. NCBI's taxonomy places the organism in Eukaryota, Fungi, Ascomycota, Leotiomycetes, Helotiales, Mollisiaceae. The record is from RefSeq and is a predicted model, not a curated record. Gene Ontology annotation, molecular function: protein kinase activator activity. The transcript is spliced from 6 exons.